Plectropomus leopardus (leopard coralgrouper) is the source of this 925-nucleotide messenger RNA. It is a transcript of the gene med20, whose product is annotated as mediator complex subunit 20. Lineage: Eukaryota; Metazoa; Chordata; Actinopteri; Perciformes; Serranidae. Gene Ontology annotation, biological process: regulation of transcription by RNA polymerase II. The record is from RefSeq and is a predicted model, not a curated record. Gene Ontology annotation, molecular function: transcription coactivator activity. Gene Ontology annotation, cellular component: mediator complex.
ACUGUUUUCUAGCCGAUAAAUAUAAAUAUUCCUAUAUAACUUUACCGGAAGACUCUUUUCACCCGGAAGUAUUCAACCGAGAGGCAAAACAUCAAUGGGGGUCACUUGUGUGUGUCAGGUGCCUGUGGCAGAGGGGAAGAGCGUGCAGCAGACAGUGGACAUCCUGCACAAGAAGCUGGAGCAGCUCGGCGCUGUGAAGCAGGGCAGCUUCUGUGUGGACUGCGAGACAUACCAUGCUACAAAUGUCAGCGGUCAGCCCUCCAAGCUCUUAUACGUGAUGCACAACUCUGAGACGCCACUAAGCUGCAUGGCUCUGUUUGAAGGCGGUCCCUGCCUGAUAGCCGACGCAAACUUUGAUGUUCUCAUGGUGAAAUUAAAAAGUCACUUCCAAAACGCCAAGGGGCACAAAGUGGAGUGUCGUGGGUCUAGAUACCGCUACUGUGACUUCUUGAUAAAAGUUGGUACUGUGACAAUGAGCUCCAGCGCCAGAGGGAUAUCUGUAGAGGUGGAGUACUGUCCCUGUGUGGUUCCAGGGGACUGCUGGAAUCUCAUCAAGGAGUUUAUGCAGUCCUUUCUUGGCCCCAGCGUCCCUGAACUGCCGUCUGUGUUUGCAGCCAAGCCUGAAGGACUCUUCGCACCAUCAGACUGCGUUGACACCAUGACUCAGUACCUGGAACUGUUUAACAAACUUCGCAAACUGCAAAUCCCAGGAAGCAAUGUGCGUUGAGCUGUAAGUGGCAAAGGAGAGAACUGUUUUCUUUAUGUUUGUAUUAAUGAUGAUUUAAAUCUGGUCCUAUGGAUCAGCAUGUUGUCCAGGCAUUUUUCAAAGCCAUAUUUUUUCUAUUUCCGGAGCCUCAACAUUGUAUUACAUCUUCCUAUUUGAUGAAAGCAUCUUGUAUUAAAGAGACUUAACGUAGAACAGCAA